Messenger RNA from Caenorhabditis bovis, 1305 nucleotides. Lineage: Eukaryota; Metazoa; Nematoda; Chromadorea; Rhabditida; Rhabditidae. The record is from the annotation of a GenBank genome assembly.
AUGACAUCAAAUGGAAUACAGGAUAAUGCGGACAAUGUGGCAGCGAUAGCUUGCGAUUGUAUUGGAAUUUCAAAAAUUGAAAAAGAUGCGCGGGUAUUAGUUCAAAAUAUUUCCAAAGAAUUUCUGAAAGAAACAAUUCGAUUAGCGCAAAAAUGGGCGCGACACAGCGGUCGACGAAAGAUGAUCGUUGAUGAUUUGAUCUAUGCGCUAGUAGCCAUGCAGGGAACCGAAGUUGCGAAAAAGAUUGUACCGUUGAUCGACACGGACAGUCUUGGACUCGAAACUCUGACGUGUGUUCAUGCUAAUAAUGUGCUGUUUGUGCGUCCGAACUCGGAAGUUGAUCUUGAUCCGAGCACGUCGACAUCACAAGUAGUACCGAUUGAAUCUAGAUUAAAAUCUUAUUUCAUGGUCACUGAUGGUCAGCCAACCAAAUCCGCGUACAAUUUGAACUUGUCGGAAGAAGAAAUUGAUGAUGAAGACGAUGAUGAGGAUAGCGAGGAUUUUGCUGUAGGAACAAAUGAGAAAUCGAACGAAUUCAAGUCAUCGAGAGUGUUGAAGCGGCCAGUAUCUUCAACCGAAAUGUUUCUGCAGGCGGCAAAAGUUGCAAAAACUGAGCAGAUUGUUGGCCUCAAACCGCAUUCUGUGGAAAUGUUGACAAUUGAGCAGCAAAUGUUUAUUAAGGAUAUUCUGACGGCUUGUAUGGGAACGGAAGACAAAAGGAGGCAUGAGGCCCUGGCGACGUUGGAACAUGACGCCGGUAUCCAGAUAAAUGUGAAUAUGGCGCAGCGAUGUCUCUCUCUAAUUAUAUAUGCGAAUCGUUUACUACGUGGAAUUGUUCUCAACAAAGCUGCCGAACUUGGACCAUUCCUCCAUGAUAUCAUUCCGGCGCUGAUGAGUUCAAUGCUUGGGCGAAAUAUGUGUAUACGUCUGGAGGAUAAUCAUUGGGCAUUGCGAGACUACUCAUGGAAAACAUUUCUAUCGUUGUACCGAGAUCAUAUUGAACCUAAUUACGCGAAAGAAUUCCGCAAAAGAACGUUUAAGUUGGCUUGGGAUGUAUUCAGUGACGAUCAUUCAUCAGCUCCAAUGAUUUAUGGGACCAUUGGAUUGCUGACAGAGUUUGUUCCAGAAGAAAAGAUGGAAUGGCUUCUUGAUGAAUUUGACAAAAUGAUCAAACGUCUUCGUCUCAUUCAAGUGGAAAUGUCUCAGCGUGGAAAUACAUGGACGAAUGAGCAGAACAAACUAUAUUCGACGCUAACGAGACACGAAGCCGUGUUACGAACAAGACUGAAUUUGUUGAGAAAAUAA